AUGAAUGGUUCAGUCGUUCGUUGUGUUUCCGAUAAUUACUGGAAGCUUCGAGUGCCAAAACACCUGGCUGAGCUACCUCGCUUGAAGGGCUUGAUCCAAGAUAUUAUGGCCGAGCCUUGUUUGAAGCUUGACCUGUUGCCUUCGCAAUCACUAGCGAGCAAAAUACUUGAACGUGCGAACCUCGUGAUCCGGGGCCUGGCUUCCAGCUCCUACUUUAAGAUCGGCUUGACAAGCAAUCCUGUUCAUAGAUGGAGCAACGAUGGCUAUGGCUACUUGCACAGCUCCAACCCUUCCUGGAAUGAAAUGAGAAUUGUUGGUAUUCUUGCCUCUGGAGAAGCUGCUGGGUUUCUAGAAGCAGCCCUGAUUGACCGAUGGCAACGGGACAAUCGCUGCACAAAUUCUGCUAGUGGCGGCGAAGGCAUUUCGACUCAGGAAGGCUACCUUUCUCCGACUCCCGGUCCUCCUCGGCGACGAGCAGCCGAGACAGCGAAGCAGGAGGAAGCCUCGCCGAAGACUCCGAAGCAGACCCUCCUUAAGUUGAAACCAAUGGACCCCGACGAAGGCGACGACAAGGACGACCAGGCCGACAAGCCCAAGCCCAAGAGAGCCAAGAAAUCCAGCGACGCCCAGAAGAAGGAGAACGCCGACGCCGAGAAAAAGAAGAAGGAGAAGAACCCCAACGACACCGACGCCGAGAAGAAGGAGAAGAAGCCCGACGAUGCCGACGCCGAGAAGAAGGAGAAGAAGCCCGACGAUGCCGUCGCCGAGAAGAAGGAGAAGAAGCCCGACGAUGCCGAGAAGAAGAAGGAGAAGAAGCCCGACGACGCCGACGCCGAGAAGAAGGAGAAGAAGCACCACGACGCCGACGAGAAGAAGGAGAAGAAGCCCGACGAUUGCCACAAGAAGAAGGAGAAGAAGCCCGACGACGCCGACGCCGAGCAUGACGAGAAGAUGCCCGACGAUGCCGACAAGUCCAAGGAGGCUGCUGGCGAUAUCAAAUGGAAUCCGGAGCUGGGGAAGGCCUGCUGGCAAAAAAAAGAAGGGGUUAUCAUUUCAUCCGUUCCUUUCGUCGACAAGGAUGAUGAGGUUAAGGUCUCGUUCGGUGGCUUGUUAUGGAGUGUUCCUCAUCUCGUACCCAGUGAUCUCGAUUCCUCUAUGCCACCAAAGAAUCCCAUGCAAACCCAAACCAAAGUGAAGGCCGUGCCGAAAGCCAAACAACUGAAACCCGUGGACGAUUAUAUCUACCCGAUCAUCCGCUGCAAGUACUGCACACAAGGCUCCAAGAACCCCUUGAUCAAGAUCGAGGUACGAGAAGAUCGCCACAAUCUGCGGUCCAAGUGGGUGCAGAAGCUGCAGCUGGUUGUGAAGGACAACCUCAGUGUCCAAAAGGCAAUGCACAUUGCCAAGAGCUUCGCCGAUUCCUACGUGUACAUGAACCUCAAUCCCGGCUUCUGGGAUGACUGUGUGCACGUUGCUCAGAUGUUUUAA
This is a messenger RNA of Symbiodinium sp. CCMP2592, 1488 nucleotides long. NCBI's taxonomy places the organism in Eukaryota, Dinophyceae, Suessiales, Symbiodiniaceae. The record is from the annotation of a GenBank genome assembly.